AUGGGUAUCCUCUACUUGGCAUGCCAGAUCAAGGUGGCCUCUGUACAUCUGAAGCAGACUGCUGAUAUCAUGGGGUGGCCCACACAUUGGUUUGCAAACCUAGCAAUGGACUUGAAUCAGCUUAAUAGCUUGAUUCUGGUGAUGGUGUUGCAUGCCAGUUAUACUCCUCCCCUCCUGGUGUGCUACCAUGCAUACCUCAGACACCAAGAUGAUGAGCUAAUUCCCCUCAGUGCAUUUUGCAUAAUCAACAAUAUCAGCACCAUUGUCCCACAUUGGACCCCACAUGCAGCUGAUCCCAAUUCUGGCUUUGCAUUCCCUUGGUGGCUAUAUUGUUCUGAGGAAUACACAGUGGAUUCCCAAAGAUUGCAAGGCAAGGGAUUGUUUUCUGCAGCCUGGGAUUUUUUUAAGUUGAUGAUGGCCCAGGGCUUAUGGCCAUUGCCUGAGGUGCCAAUUGCAGACCAUCUUGAUGGCCAUAUCAAGGAGCAGAAAUAUGCCAAUGUUGUCAACAGUUGGGGUCAACAAAUUGACCAUUUCUAUGCUAGGUGGUGGGCAUUGUGCAGGUUGUUGGGCAUGCUGCUUCAAUAG
Messenger RNA from Pisolithus orientalis, 585 nucleotides. RefSeq lists its product as uncharacterized. The transcript is spliced from 5 exons. NCBI's taxonomy places the organism in Eukaryota, Fungi, Basidiomycota, Agaricomycetes, Boletales, Pisolithaceae. The record is from RefSeq and is a predicted model, not a curated record. Bases 1 to 585 code for a protein of 194 amino acids.